AUGAUCGACUCGAUCUUCGUGCCCGUAAUGCCAAGAUAUAGUGACGCUCCAGACAGAAAGGCGAAGAGCGAAUUACUCGAGCGACUUCAGGACGAUGCUGUUCAGGGAACAGACCUGUCCUUCUACGCAUUGAACGAGGGUGAGCUGCCUAAGCCGGGUAGGUUGGGCGCUUGUAUGACCUGCGAUGGGGUUGGCUCCAUCGCAGUUCAGACCGGCCGGGAUAGGCAGUGCGCGCUCGCAUUCACCAUCGCCAGGUCACGGCCAACCAAGUCAGUCUUCUUCGAGCGUUCUCCAGGCGACUGUUCGGACCUAGCUGACGUCCGCCAAGUGGCUAUCGUGCUCCUUACCUCCAUGCCCAUCGCAAAUCAUAUGAGUGCCGUGAUCCUCGACUCCUUGUCCAUCGUCAGCCAGGGGACGCCGAACUUGAAUUUCUCUACACCACAGUCGUGCGGCUGCCAUCAGCAGAUAUACUGA
This is a messenger RNA of Phytophthora nicotianae INRA-310, 474 nucleotides long. RefSeq lists its product as hypothetical. NCBI's taxonomy places the organism in Eukaryota, Oomycota, Peronosporomycetes, Peronosporales, Peronosporaceae. The coding region runs from base 1 to 474 and encodes 157 amino acids. The record is from RefSeq and is a predicted model, not a curated record. The transcript has 5 exons.